This is a messenger RNA of Fusarium keratoplasticum, 939 nucleotides long. RefSeq names its product FR47 domain-containing protein. Gene Ontology annotation, molecular function: acyltransferase activity, transferring groups other than amino-acyl groups. Lineage: Eukaryota; Fungi; Ascomycota; Sordariomycetes; Hypocreales; Nectriaceae. The transcript has 5 exons. The record is from RefSeq and is a predicted model, not a curated record. The coding region runs from base 1 to 939 and encodes 312 amino acids.
AUGGCUGAAUACGCUCAAGUCUACUCUACAAUUCCCGAGGGGCUAUUGAAGCUUCUUAGUGAUAAUCUUCCCUAUUCGCUUCCUUUGCUGCGACGGAUACAGUUUACCAAGUUUGAGGGCGGGUUGACAAAGACUGCUAGAAUUAUUCUUGUCUCGGAACAUGGAGACCUUGGGGGUGAGGCGCCGCCUCAGAGGUUCUCGGCUGCGUACCUCGAUAUUGGGGGUGGCCCGGAUACGCAGAUGUGGGUGUACUCGACAGUGGAGAAGUCCAGCGACCUAGACACGAAGGAAACCAUCGUCUACGAGAGACAACUCGCAAGAUUGGUAGAUGAAGCCGUCAGAAUCGCCAAGGAAUACAACAAGGAACUUGCAUAUCCUAGUGCAGUUCUGCUAGGAACCAUCCACGACACGACGCGUGCGCUCCUCGCAAAGACGGGACGAGUUGAGGCACGGGAAACAGGAGCCUACGACAAGUGGCUCUUCCAAUAUCAAGACAUUCCCAACGACGAAACCAAGUUGCCAGAGGGGAUGAACUGGGGAACUGCCAAUGAGGAUGAUUGUGCAGUUGUCGUCUCGAGGACAAACAUUCCACGGACAGUCGAGGUUUUGAGCCGGAUGCCGAGUUUGGUGAUCAAACUCGACGACGGGACACCUAUAUCAUGGGCAUUCCUAGGUUUUGAUGGCUCAUUGGUCAGCCUUCACUGCGAGGAGGGUUAUCGUCGCCGCGGUCUAGCCAAGACCCUCGCCGCAAAGCUGUUUCGCGAAAAGUCGCGUGCUUUUGCUGAUGAUGGGUGGUGCUCUGCCGAUGUGGCACCUGAUAAUGAUGGAAGUCGGGGGAUGUGUAAGAGGUUGAACGGGAAGCCUUACUGGAGGAUUUCAUGGGUGUUGUUGUAUGUUGGGGAGAAGCCGCCGGAGAAGCUGAAUGGUGUGCAAAAGUGA